Dovyalis caffra is the source of this 199-nucleotide messenger RNA. NCBI's taxonomy places the organism in Eukaryota, Viridiplantae, Streptophyta, Magnoliopsida, Malpighiales, Salicaceae. The record is from the annotation of a GenBank genome assembly.
AGAGGAGGGUGUAUAGGAUGGGGAGGCCAUAGCGAUGGUGCAAUACAAGUGACGUCGAAUGUGGUAGUUGAGGUGGCGAGAAGAGGAAGGAGGAAUAGAGAUGAUGGUGGUGGAAGCCUUUUUUUGCGAGCAAAUGACUUAUCGGAUGCUUUCAACCCUCUUUUCUACAUCCCACAACCUAGGGAUAAAACAUUAGAGA